Messenger RNA from Eutrema salsugineum, 1089 nucleotides. RefSeq names its product protein ABHD17B. The transcript has 6 exons. The record is from RefSeq and is a predicted model, not a curated record. Lineage: Eukaryota; Viridiplantae; Streptophyta; Magnoliopsida; Brassicales; Brassicaceae. The coding region runs from base 1 to 1089 and encodes 362 amino acids.
AUGGGAACAGCAACGUCGACGAUGGCAGCGAAGUUAGCAUUCUUCCCACCAACUCCGCCUUCGUACACGGUGGUCACGGAGGAAUCAACGGGGAAGAUGAGGAUAUCGACGGAGAUGAUGCGUCAUCGGAGAGAUGAGGAAAUCGAAGUGGUGAAGAUAAAGACUAGAAAAGGAAAUGAGAUCGUGGCGAUGUAUAUUAGGAAUCCAACGGCUAAGCUCACCCUUUUGUAUUCUCACGGCAACGCCGCCGAUUUAGGUCACAUGUUCCUCAUCUUCAACGAACUAAGUCACCAUCUCAAUAUCAAUCUCAUGGGAUACGAUUACUCAGGAUAUGGGCAAUCUUCUGGUAAGCCAAGUGAGCAAGAGACGUACGCAGACAUAGAAGCAGCUUACAAUUGGCUAAGAGAGACUUACGGUACAAAAGAUGAACGUAUCAUUUUGUACGGACAGUCAGUGGGAAGUGGACCGUCUCUUGAGCUUGCUUCUCGUCUUCCACGUCUUCGAGCACUUGUUCUUCACAGUCCUUUCUUGUCUGGUCUACGUGUCAUGUACCCUGCUGUCAAGCAUUCCUUCUGGUUCGACAUUUUCAAGAAUGUUGAUAAAAUUCAACUCGUAGACUGUCCCGUUCUUGUGAUUCAUGGAACAGAUGAUAACGUGGUGGAUAUUUCACAUGGAAAGCAACUAUGGGAACUUUGCAAAGAAAAAUACGAACCACUAUGGCUUAAGGGGGGCAAGCAUUGUAAUCUUGAGAUGUUCCCUCAGUACUUACCUCACUUAAGAAAAUUCAUAGCGGCGAUUGAGAAGCUUCCAGUUCCAAAAUUCCGAUGCCCUUCAUCGGCUGAUGAUCACAAGAAAGAGAAACAACAAUUGGACUCGAAGAAGAGUAGUACUUGGAUUGGAUCUAGGCAUAGCACCGAAUGUGUUACAGAAAAAUCAAGAAAGAUUAGCUUCGGUCACCGGUUUGGGAAGGCAAGAAACAGCAUGGAUAGCUUCGAUCGGGCUAGGAAUAGCUUUGACAGGUUGGGUGAAAUGGUGAAAUCAGUUCGAUUAUGUAAUGUUGAUUGUGUGAAGAGUGCAGUUGCAAAUUAA